UAGCAAAAAUGGUGCGCAUCAGCGUCCUGGGGGACGCGCUGAAGACCAUGUACAAUGCCGAGAAGCGCGGCAAGCGCCAGGUGCUUAUCCGGCCCGCCUCUAAGGUGGUCAUUAAGUUCCUGUCGCUGAUGAUGAAGCACGGCUACAUUGGCGAGUUUGAGUACGUCGACGACCACCGCUCUGGCAAGAUUGUGGUUGAGCUGAACGGCCGGCUCAACAAGUGCGGUGUUAUCUCGCCCCGCUACGACAUCGGCCACAACGAGAUUGAGGCUUGGGUCGCCCGCCUGCUGCCCUCUCGUCAGUUCGGCGUUAUUGUCAUGACCACCUCGGCCGGCAUCAUGGACCACGAGGAGGCGCGUCGGAAGAGGGUCGGUGGCAAGGUGCUGGGCUUCUUCUACUAAACAGCACUUGCUCUGGCGCGUCUGAGCAGCACGCAGGUCGGGGAUGUCAGCCAGGCGGGAGGAGCAUGCUAGCACGUGCGGCAGUCACAUGUUGGCGCGCAGAGCAGCAGCAGCAGCGGCCCUGGCGGCAAUGCUGGUUUCGGCAUGGCCGCUUUUGCGGCGGCAAUACACAGGAGCGGCGGUGGAUUGGGAGCGUCCUAAGCGGCCUGGAGCCUUUCCCCUGCGCCCCCCGGGCAGCGGGCUGUAACGACUGGUAUUUGUG
This is a messenger RNA of Astrephomene gubernaculifera, 663 nucleotides long. NCBI's taxonomy places the organism in Eukaryota, Viridiplantae, Chlorophyta, Chlorophyceae, Chlamydomonadales, Astrephomenaceae. The record is from the annotation of a GenBank genome assembly.